Molecule: messenger RNA, 480 nt
Organism: Paramecium sonneborni
Lineage: Eukaryota; Ciliophora; Oligohymenophorea; Peniculida; Parameciidae
Source: the annotation of a GenBank genome assembly
AUUAAAUAUAAAGAAAUGAAUCAAAGCUAAUAUUAAGUUGCUUUCAAAAAUUAUUGGUGCCAUUUAUGUUAAAAAGAAUCUCACAGUAGAUUAGAGGGUGAAUAAUUGAAUUAAGAAUAAUUCUGUUAAAAUUGUGGAUGUGUAUUAGAACAAAUAAUUACUAAAUAAAAUCACCCAAAACAAUAUUAAAUCUAUUAAUAACCACUCAGAAGAUAAAGAGUGUUUUAUUAUAUUAUAUUUUAAAAUAAUCAUGAUAAUGAGAGUGAAAAUAAUGGAGCUAGUGAAGAUCAAAUAAAAAACAUGAAGAGAUAAACUCAUUUAGGAGAAUAAGAGAAGACUUGUUAUAUAUGUUAAGAAGAUUUCAAAAAUGGAGAAUAAAUUGCUAUGAUGAAUUGCAAUCAUGGUUUUCAUGAUGAUUGUAUUGGAAAAUGGUUAAGAAUGAACAAUUCUUGUCCAGUUUGCAGAUGCAAAUAAAAUUGA